GAGAAGCUUCGAAGUCGAAUGCCUGCUCUCGCUGCACUGGCGAUCAUUGUCUGAUUUCAGGCGGCUUCGCACUCCUGCGAGGCGAUUGUGUGCUGCCCGGAUCGUGAGUUCUCCAAUUGCGCAAGGCCAUCGCGGUCCUGGUCCUUGUAAUGAUGUUGUCAUGAGUUGAGUCGAUUUUUUUCGUGCGAAUUUUCUGUUUGGAGGAGCGAGACGUCUUUCUCACGCAGCCCUGGCUGAUCAGAUAUUUGGGCUAGCACAUGCCCACUUCGGAGACCGAUUUUUUGACUGCGGGACAGGCGAGAGGGCAGGCUGCUCAGUACUGCAUCGAUCGAACUGAAAGUCCGCUUCUACUUCCCCGUCGGCGGAGAUUGAGCUCGCCUUGGAAGAGUUUUUUCGAUUUUGUGGUGGAGUUGGCUUUGGACAGGAGGAUACUUUGGUGGACAGGAGAAGUUUAUUUCAGAAGCUAAGGAGUUUAUUUGGAAUCAUCGAAGUACCAUAUUGAACAGCCCGACUCACUCACUAGGACUGUAGUUGGUGUUUUCUUGAAUUGACGCAGUGAGACUAUUGAAAGCCCCGUGCAUCCAUUAGGGUUCGUUCGGAGUGGACGUCAGCUGCGAAGGGUACAUAUGCAGUGUUGCACAAUUUCCACGCUCGAAACUGUUCUUCAUUCUGAGGCCGCGAAAUUGCUCGAGAUAGCAGGACUGCAAAAUUACCCAGGACAGGGGGACCUUGAAUGGCGGAAUGCGCCCUCAACUGGCACUUAUUGACAAUCGCCGGUGGAUUUACCUGUUGGGUCUAAUAUUCAUGUAGGAAACAUCCGCAGGUCUAAGCUGGUCAGUGUUGGCUAUUUAUUACAGUUUUUUCGGUGGCCGUGGACCUUCUUAGGAACCACGUUUGAACGGUUGGCCGAAAGCUCCUUGCCACGCAGUUGAAUGAGAGACCUCUGUCUGGCCGAUGUUGGAUAAAUUUUGAAGAUUACUGGAGGUUUAGUAUACUGAUUCGCUCUUCGAUUUAGAGCUGAUCGUUGAAUUUCUAACGAAGAUUUGCACCAUGAGUGCUGUUAACGUUACGAACGUCACGGUUUUGGACAAUCCACAAAUGUUUAUCAACCCGCUCCAGUUUGAAAUCUCCUACGAGUGUCUGACGCCCUUGGAAGACGAUCUUGAGUGGAAGCUCACCUACGUUGGGUCUGCCGAAGAUGAGAAAUAUGAUCAAGUUCUCGAUAGUGUUCUCGUUGGUCCGAUCAGCAUCGGAAAGUACCGAUUUAUUUUUCAGGCUGAUCCGCCCAAGCCCGAAAAAAUCCCAGAAGAGGAUAUCAUUGGGGUAACCGUGCUUCUCUUGACCUGCUCAUAUAUGGGUCAAGAGUUUUUGAGAGUCGGGUACUACGUGAGCAACGAUUACAUUGACGAGCAAUUGCGUGAGGAGCCUCCUGCGAAAGUGAUUAUUGACAAAGUUCAACGAAACAUUUUGUCGGAAAAUCCGAGGGUAACAAAAUUUCCAAUAGUAUUUAAUCCCACACCUGCACCCGCAGCUCCCCUUCCACCUCUCGUCGAAUCGAACGUUCCCAUGAUUCAGUAGUCACAAAGGAGUGUUUUAUCAGAGAGUUUUUGUUCUUCGUCAGGUUUCAUAGCUCGGAGUAGACAAAUUAGGAAACCCUUUUUCAAACAACUGUCGAGGGUUAGGGAAGAGUUCGGUAUCAUAGACCUGUCGUCAAACGACGAGAGAAUACACGUGACUUCAUGCUUUCCAGCGAAUGACUCUGUUCAUCGAGUGAGAUGUCGGUACAUUUAUAUAGCUCGCUGGGACUAUCGAGUUCCCCUCUGUAAGAACCAGAAUGAAUCUCAGGCCUUGAGCUGGAGCUCGCUGGAGAUAUGAUCAGUUAGCAUUUAUCAAGUUUCUGACAGGACCCAGUCUUCAGACAUCUCAAUGUUAAGUUCGACCUAGAUAUUCUAGCCGGACUCGCGAAGAGAGGCAACGACGCGCUCUGUAUUCAGGAGCCAUGUAAACACCAAUAUCCAGUGUCACCUGUAAUUUCGGGAAUGAAAAACGCGUCAGCGACAAAGCGGAGGUGUCAGGCAUGUUUCAUCUGUCAAAGCCGCGCGUCCGAGGGCAAGAAUCAGCAUUGUUAACGCUGUUAAUCAUGCAGGCAGCACUCAGCUCCUUGCUCUCUGAGAGAGAUGAUUUGGAUUGAGGUUUAUACAUACGCACCCCCGCUCUGAGACAUUUCGAAUGCACAAUCAUUUCUUCUUUCUACUUUGGAGGUAUUUUGGUCUCGUGUGAACAUUGGAAACCUCUGAAUACAUGAUUGCCCCCUUCAGUAUGCGGUGCGGGUUCCCUUUCUUUAUAAUGAAGAUCAAACCGAACUGCCUCAGAGUAGUUUCGGUAGGUUUGGUGCCGUACCUGCAGGGCUUUUUUUGGCGAAUGGAUAGUAAUUUUCAUGAAUUGUGAGGAGGAAGAGAUGUGUAGUUGGCUUUCCAAUUUAACUUGCGUCUUGCUUGAUAACUCCUGUGACUGUCGGCCCAUCCUACCAUGGCACCCUACAGCAAUUAUUUUUAUCGUGCCUCUCAACAUUCCAAUGUAUCACUUCUGAGCUAAUGCACACAAACAUUCGCCAAUUAUUUAUCUUCGCCGAAGGGGUUAAAGCACUAUAAUUCCCACAAGAAGCUAGAAUUUGCAUUGGUUAGUGCGUAUUUAUAGAACUGGAGAUUGGCGUGUAAAACAAUUUAUGCUAUAGGUUAAAAGCAGGGGAUAGCUUUUGUCCUCUAGCAUGGUGCACCAAGUUGAACCAAAUGUAUCGAUCAAGCUGAAAGCAAGGGAUAAGAUGUCAACUUGUGUUCUUAUCCCCUAGUUUCAUGCAAUUCCAAAACAGCACAGUGAUGAAGACGAUUGGAAAACUUUUUACUCGCAUCUUUGCGGAGAUGAUUUAAAUAAUUUAUUGUAUC
Molecule: messenger RNA, 2942 nt
Organism: Marchantia polymorpha subsp. ruderalis
Lineage: Eukaryota; Viridiplantae; Streptophyta; Marchantiopsida; Marchantiales; Marchantiaceae
Source: the annotation of a GenBank genome assembly